Molecule: messenger RNA, 312 nt
Organism: Fraxinus pennsylvanica
Lineage: Eukaryota; Viridiplantae; Streptophyta; Magnoliopsida; Lamiales; Oleaceae
Source: the annotation of a GenBank genome assembly
AUGGUUCUCGAUGGCAUAUUAUCUUCACCUCAUAGGAGGUCUCAGUCACAGACUGCAUUUUCUUCACUACCACUUACGAGACUGCACUCACGAGGUGAUGAAUUGGGAAGUUGGUUGACUCUUGUUCAAAGACACCGGUUCCUUCUAACUGCCCUUUGUCUCCUAGCUUUUCUCUACACUAUAUAUCUAUACUUCGCUGUCACUCUUGGGGCUGGUGAUUCAUGUUCCGGAUUGACAGGGUUUGCAAAAGCUUCGUGUGAUUUGCAGCAGGUGAAGGCAUCUGUUGCCAAGGGAAAACUAAAAGUAUUUUAG